GCGCCGGCGCUGCCCCGGCGAGGCGGGGCCGGGCGGCAGCGGCCCGAGCGCGGCUCCGCUCGGCUCCCGUGCGGCUGCCGCGGGGCCGGGGCCGGCAGCGAUGCUGGCCGCGCCGGGGCCGCGGCUGCUGGCCUUGGCCUUGGCCUUGUGGCCGGCAGGGCUCUGGGCACAGCCGAGGCUGCAGGAGGCCGGCGGAGGGCUGCGAGCGCCUGGGGACUCCGUCACCCUCUCCUGCCGCGGCUCUGGCCUCAUCUUCGAGAAUCAUUAUGUUCGGUGGUACCGUCAGGCACCCAGAGGCAGUUUUGAAUGGGUGUCCUGGAUAAGCCAUUACUCAUCACAGAUUCAGUUUGGGUCAGCAGUGGAAGGUCGAGCCACAGCCUCCAGGGACAAUUCCCACUCUGUGGCAUCUCUCAGCCUGCAUCUCCUCCGUGCCGAGGAUACCGCCUGCUACUUCUGUGCUGUUCGCACGUUUUGGAAUGUGAGGACAGAUAAGCUCAUAUUUGGACCAGGGACGACUCUCACAGUUGUACCAAAUAUUUCAAAAUCUUCUGACCCUCAAGUCGUUGUGAUGAAAUCAAAGAAACUGGAAGAAGGCAACAGCACUGGGAAAGCAGCUUGUUUGGCAAGGAACUCCCCUACAAAGAACAUCAGCUUGGAGAUGCCCUCUCAGGAGAUCGUCUAUGAACAGGGCACAUCCAUUUUGACAUCAGAGGGGUUGUACAAUGCAAUUAAAGUGGUCAGGCUGACAAAAGACACGGAGGUGACCUGCAUGGCCAAAUUCGACAACCGCGCCAUAACAGCACAGCCAGAGGAGGAGGCUGAAGAACCAGUAACAGGGGCCAGUGACAGGAUUUGCAGCAGCACAGCCCCCUCAACACAAGACCCUGAAAGGCAGAGAGUGAACAUGCUGUCCAUGGCUGUGCUGGGUUUGAGAGUCCUGCUGGCAAAAGGCAUCGCCUUCAAUAUCCUCAUGAGUAUCAAAUUGUUUCUUUUCUGAGAUAUGGGGAAUGAAGCCGAAGAAGAGCAGGAAAGAAUGUGAACCAGCAGAACAAGGGGGUGGAACAAGCAGGGGCAGAGCUGCUGCCAGACACCACCCAGGACACAAGGCAGCACCUUCCCCUGAAGACAGUGAACACUGUUCACUCCUGCCUGGCCAGCUGAUCUACACUGAAGAGUUUCAAGUGCUUUUGCUCUUUCCUCUCCUCUGACAACUGAGGAGAGUGGAUUUCUCCUCAUCCUCCUGCUAAGCAGAUCUCCCCACUCUUCUGGCAUUUGCACACAAGUGUCCAACCCGCUUCAACAGCUUUGGAAACUCCAGGGCUCACUCUAGAUAGAUGGCCUUUUAAAAGCACCUUUCCCAGGGAUGCUGUGUUUCUGCCUGUGGAACUGGAGAAGCACUGCUCGGGCAAUUCAAGCCCAGUAGCUGCCAUUUGUAGCUUUGCAUUUAGAUAGAUUUAAUAACAAAAAAUGUGAAUUGCAAUUAAGAAGAGCUCUGUAGAAUCUGGAGUGAUUUCAUUCAACCAGAUAUUGUUCAUUUCUUGAUUAAGCCUUUAUUUCUUCUGCCAAAUGUAUUGCAUGUGAAUUUUAGGUUCUUGUAGUAGUGACAAAAAUAAAGAUGUACUAGGACAAA
Messenger RNA from Passer domesticus (house sparrow), 1630 nucleotides. Its product is annotated as Ig heavy chain Mem5-like. NCBI's taxonomy places the organism in Eukaryota, Metazoa, Chordata, Aves, Passeriformes, Passeridae. The record is from RefSeq and is a predicted model, not a curated record. Bases 101 to 997 code for a protein of 298 amino acids. Gene Ontology annotation, biological process: immunoglobulin mediated immune response. Gene Ontology annotation, molecular function: antigen binding. The transcript has 8 exons. Gene Ontology annotation, cellular component: blood microparticle.